Messenger RNA from Scylla paramamosain (green mud crab), 2708 nucleotides. RefSeq names its product glutamate receptor ionotropic, delta-2-like. Gene Ontology annotation, cellular component: membrane. NCBI's taxonomy places the organism in Eukaryota, Metazoa, Arthropoda, Malacostraca, Decapoda, Portunidae. The coding region runs from base 414 to 2678 and encodes 754 amino acids. The record is from RefSeq and is a predicted model, not a curated record. Gene Ontology annotation, molecular function: ligand-gated monoatomic ion channel activity. The transcript is spliced from 14 exons.
AAUUUUGUGUGCCGAUUAAAUGUAACAAAUUAGGAUAACCAUUAUUGCUAUUGUUGUUGUUGUUGUUGUUCACCCAUUUAUUACCUUAAAUGGACUAGACUGGUUUGAUGCGUGUGGCCGCUGAGACACUGGCGCCCGGCCAUCUUGGUGGAAAUGUAAACAUUGCAGGGGACGAGUGGCAGCUUUGACUCGGUACAUUGCCUCUACAUUCCGAAUUUACUGUGGUGUGCCUGCAGUUUAACUUGAAUUUUACCAACAUAGUUCAAUGUUGCACCAUUAUUGGAUCAUGAGACCGAUCAAAUAUUAGCCAGCAGACCUGUUCAUCCGUCCCACGGCCAAGAUGUGAAACUUUAUAGCCACCUAUAUAUAACUUCAGUCCUUUGAGAAGAGGUAGGCGGCGAUGAAAGUGAAAAAUGUGCAGGCAAAUCGCGUCAUUGUUUUGGCAAGGUGCCGUGACUCAUGGUGGAGGCUGUGGCUGCACGUCCCCUGCUGAACCAAGGCACCCACAAAGACGACAACGAAGACGACGACAAGGACGACGAUCUUUGCUCAAUAAAAGCGACGUUUGCUAUCUGAUAUGGAACACUUUCAUCGAGGUGACGGUUGGCCUCCUUAGCCUCACCGUUGCUUCAGGAGGGAUGUCACCACUACCUGCACAAAGAGUACAGCAAGACAACAUGGAGGCAGCGGUGGGUGGUGUGGUGUCGAUGGUGAUGCAAGGGCUGGGCGAGUGUCGCCUGCUGCUGGUCACAUCCACGCCAGUGACUGACAUGCUCUCUCAUGUCCUUAGUGAGCUGCGUGACGGAGGGAGCGGCGGGGUGGUCGUGAUGGAGGACACGUCGUCUCUCUCCACCUCUCUGAUUGUGCCCAGGCUGACCCGUGAUGGAGGCGCCGCUUGCUGGACCUUGGUCUUUUUCCUGGCUGAGGUGCCUGAUACUAAUGAUAUCUUGAACAAUAAACGUGAAGGCAGCAAUAACACUAGUGGCACUGACGGUCAUAAUGAGGGAGGGAGGAAAGAUAUUAACGCCAGUUUCAAGAAUAGCAACCAAGGCAUAAAAAGAUUCUUGGAAAAGUCGGGUUUGUGGAUAUUACCUGAGACUCGUGUGCUCGUGGUGGGCUGGGACACGUCCGGGACUCUUCUCCUGCAGCAUCCAAGCCUCCGCAACAUAAGGCACCUCUUCCUGCUGCUACUCUUACCUGCAGAUAAAGGCCGGACAAUGGAAUUAUACCGCCGUUGCUUGUUUUGUCCAACGAGGGAGCGAAGAACUGAGUUACUCCUGCGCGAGAAGGCAACACUACAGCUGCACGUGAAACAGCGUCUACUCCUUGGGCGCCUGGUGAACCUCUGGGGAUCUCUUUUGACGGUAAUAACGAUGGAUUAUUUUCCCCACGUGGACUACCACCGGAGUCCAAACCAUCAGCCCGGGGGCAAGGUGCUGCCCAAAGACUGCCUCGAUUUCCGCAUGGUGGACGCCAUCGCCAGUCACCUUAACUUCUCGUAUGUGGUGAGAGAGCCUCCAGACGGACAGUGGGGCGUGAGGGACGAUUCCGGCCAUUUCACCGGCAUUGUAGGAAGUCUGGAGCGAGAGGAGGGUGACCUGUCCAUGGUGCUGACCCCGACUCCAGAUCGCCUCGAAGUCAUGGACCAUUCCAGAAUCUACGGCGAAGGAGCCUUUGUAAUAAUUUCGCUCAAGCCUCGACCCGCUACCCAGCACUGGGCUUUUGUGAAGUCAUUCAGAGAUGAAUUGUGGCUGACACUACUGAGCAUGGUGGUAGUGUGGGGCGUGCUGCUGUGGGCGAUGCUCAAGGCGUGGACCUGGAUAAGGAGGGACAGAGAGGUGAGAUGGAGCAGUCUAACCUCAGCCAUCUUGUACGGGUUUGGUGCCCUGCUGGAGGAUCCGCCCCACCCUCCACCAACCAACCUUUCUGCUCAGGUUAUGGUGGGAUGGUGGUGGGUGUUGUGCAUCAUAAUCACCACGGCAUAUCGCUCCUCGCUCAUCUCUCACCUCACCGUGCCUGGCAUCUCGCGCCCCGUCAACACCUUCGAUGACCUGCUGGAGCUCGAAGGCUGGUCCUGGAGCGCCGAGAUAGGCCUGCUUAACAUGGCAGACAGGGACUUCUUCCUAGGCAGCCCGAGUCCCGUGGUGAGGGAGGUGUACCGUCUGAUGGAGUUCUACACCCUGGAGGACGCCCUGCAGAAAGUAUUGAAGGGUCGACACUCGUUUAUUACCUGGAAAAAUUACAUUGACGUAAGGAUCGCCUCUCGUUAUAGCGACGCGAGGGGCAUCACGCCACUCUACGUCUCCAAUAAGCGGUACCCGAUAUUUGGAGGGUACUCCUGGGGCUUCAGGCGAGGCGCUCCCUUUCUGGAUGCCAUCAAGAGGCUGAAGCAGUGCCUGCUGGAGUCAGGUAUCCUUACUUACUGGUUGAGUGAUGUCAUAAAGCAGCGCGUCAGAGAAACCCGGAAGAAUUCUCAGGAAGGCCAGGAUGCGUCUGUCACACAAGCAUUACUACCCAAUUUGGGUAGCGGCGAAGUGGUGCUGGGACUUAGUCAUCUGCAGGGAGUUUUCUAUUUCUUGUUUGCAGGCUUUGUAGUCUCUCUGAUUACUUUGAUGUGCGAACAAGCCUUCACUCAUACCAACACCACACGUGAAGUGGCUGCCAUAACAAAAGGUUGAUGGAAAUGGGCAAAUAAAAAUACGCACAAU